AUGGGGGAGUGCAGAGUCGGGACAAACAUGUGCUACAAGUGUGGUAGAGUUGGACACUUCGCCAAAGAGUGCUCGAGCAACAAUAACACUGGAGUUGGGGGAACAUCGAAUGGGCCUCGAGAGAAUCCCACACCACCUCAGCAGCCGCAGCAGCGUCGCCAACCAUAUCCCACUCAAGCUAGGGCCUAUGCCUUGGGACGCAAGCAAGCUAAAGCCCCACAGGGAGAUCCAAAACAAGAUAAUCUGGAAGAUGAACGUGAACUCACCAAUAGGAGGCCUUAUAGAACUUUCACAAUCUUGCUCGAACAUAGAAUUUAUGGUGGGAGAACUUAG
Salvia splendens (bonfire salvia) is the source of this 333-nucleotide messenger RNA. Its product is annotated as serine/arginine-rich splicing factor RSZ22-like. The coding region runs from base 1 to 333 and encodes 110 amino acids. Gene Ontology annotation, molecular function: nucleic acid binding; zinc ion binding. The transcript is spliced from 2 exons. NCBI's taxonomy places the organism in Eukaryota, Viridiplantae, Streptophyta, Magnoliopsida, Lamiales, Lamiaceae. The record is from RefSeq and is a predicted model, not a curated record.